UUUAUUGUUAAAGAAGAGAGAAAAAAAAUCGUUGGGGGCAAUAUAGAUGCCGGUACACGUUAAAGGGUUAAAUCAAAUACAAAAUAGCCAAAUAUAUCACAAGUAUAGUUUUUUUACAUUUCGAAUGGCACUUUGUGAAGAAAUGUCAACACUUUAUAAAAAAUAGUAUAAUAUAAAGUUCCCAACAAUGUAACUGCGCCAUGAACUAAACGUGAAUAUAAGCGAAUGCAUUGCUGCUCAAACCUCAGUUGAUCUAUAGGACUUGUCUGGUAAAUACAUAGGUUUUCAAUCAUGAAAUUAUACACUGUAUCUGAUGGACCACCAUCGCUUGCCGUACGAAUGGCCUUGAAGGUAUUGAAUAUACCACAUGAACAUAUUCCUGUCGAUUAUGGCAAAGGAGAACACUUGACGGAGGAGUACGCUCUAGGUGGACGGUGUGAGAUGAGCCUGCUACAAUCCAUCCGAAAACACUAUCGACCAGAAUGGAUGAAUCCACAAAAGGAAAUUCCGGUUCUGGAUGACGACGGGUUUUUCUUGAGUGAGAGUAAUGCCAUUUUACAAUACCUUUGCGAAAAGUAUUCCCAAAACACUUAUCUCUAUCCGGAGGAUCCAAAACAGCGCGCUAUUGUAAAUCAUCGUCUGUGUUUUAAUUUGGCGUUUUUAUAUCCGCAGAUUUCUGCUUAUGUUAUGGCCCCAAUAUUCUUCGAUUAUGAGCGGACGCCGUUGGGCUUGAAAAAGCUACAAAUGGCUCUGGAUUGUUUCGAAACAUAUAUGAACCGUCAAGGCACUAAAUUUGUGGCAGGUGACCAUCUGACUAUUGCAGAUUUCCCUCUCGUUUCGUCCGUUAUGUGUUUGGAGGCUAUCAAUUUCGAUAUCGAAAAGUAUUCAUUGGUUAAAGUAUGGUACCAUAAUUUUAAAAAAGAAUAUCCUGAAUUGUGGGCUAUAUGCGCAACAGGUAUGGCUGAAAUUAGAGAGUUCGAGAAAAAUCCCCCAGACCUUUCGGGAUUAAAUCAUCCUAUUCACCCAAUCAAAAAGAUCAAAUGAUGCAUUUCAAUACACAUUAAAUGACAAUGUUUUAAUAAAAAACCAACAUCGAUUUUUGUUUAACUGAAUAUAAA
Toxorhynchites rutilus septentrionalis is the source of this 1118-nucleotide messenger RNA. It is a transcript of the gene gfzf, whose product is annotated as glutathione S-transferase 1. Lineage: Eukaryota; Metazoa; Arthropoda; Insecta; Diptera; Culicidae. Gene Ontology annotation, biological process: glutathione metabolic process. Bases 292 to 1044 code for a protein of 250 amino acids. The transcript has 4 exons. The record is from RefSeq and is a predicted model, not a curated record. Gene Ontology annotation, molecular function: glutathione transferase activity.